AUGCCCACAAGGCGCUGGGCCCCAGGCACCCAGUGCAUCACCAAGUGUGAGCACACGCGCCCGAAGCCUGGAGAGCUGGCCUUCCACAAGGGCGACAUGGUCACCAUCCUGGAGGCCUGUGAGAGCAAGAGCUGGUACCGAGCCAAGCACCACGCCAGCGGGCAGGAGGGGCUGCUGGCGGCGGGCGCGCUGCGGGAGCGGGAGGCCCUCUCAGCGGACCCCAAGCUCAGCCUCAUGCCGUGGUUCCACGGGAAGAUCUCGGGCCAGGAGGCCGUGCAGCUGCUGCAGCCGCCGGAGGACGGGCUGUUCCUGGUGCGCGAGUCGGUGCGGCACCCCGGGGACUACGUGCUGUGCGUGAGCUUCCGCCGCGAAGUCAUCCACUACCGCGUGCUGCACCGCGACGGCCACCUGACCAUAGACGAGGCCACCUGCUUCUGCAACCUCAUGGAUAUGGUGGAGCAUUACAGCAAGGACAAGGGGGCCAUCUGCACGAAACUGGUGAAGCCCAAGAGGAAGCAGGGGGCUAAGUCCGCGGAGGAAGAGCUGGCCAAGGCUGGCUGGCUAUUGGACCUGCAGUAUUUGACCCUGGGAGCGCAAAUCGGAGAGGGGGAGUUUGGAGCCGUCCUGCAGGGCGAGUACCUGGGCCAGAAGGUGGCCGUGAAGAACAUCAAGUGCGAUGUGACAGCCCAGGCCUUCCUGGAUGAGACGGCAGUCAUGACGAAGAUGCAGCACAAGAACCUGGUGCGUCUGCUGGGCGUGAUCCUGCACCAGGGCCUCUACAUCGUCAUGGAGCACGUGAGCAAGGGCAACCUGGUGAACUUCCUCCGAACGCGGGGCCGGGCCCUUGUGAACACCCCGCAGCUCCUGCAGUUUUCCCUGCACGUGGCCGAGGGCAUGGAGUACCUGGAGAGCAAGAAGCUGGUGCAUCGAGACCUGGCUGCCCGCAACAUCCUCAUCUCGGAGGACCUGGUGGCCAAGGUCAGCGACUUCGGCCUGGCCAAGGCCGAGCGGAAGGGGCUGGACGCCAGCCGACUGCCCGUCAAGUGGACAGCGCCUGAGGCGCUCAAACACGGGAAAUUCUCCAGUAAGUCCGACGUCUGGAGUUUCGGGGUGCUGCUAUGGGAGGUCUUCUCAUAUGGCCGGGCUCCGUACCCCAAGAUGUCGCUGAAGGAGGUGACGGAGGCUGUGGAGAAGGGAUACCGCAUGGAGCCCCCUGAGGGCUGCCCAGGCCCUGUCCACACCCUCAUGAGCAGCUGCUGGGAGGCGGAGCCUGCCCGCCGGCCAACCUUCCGAAAACUGGCCGAGAAGCUGGCCCGGGAGCUGCGCAGCGCGGGCGCCACCGGCCACGGUGAAGGACAGGACGCUGAUGGCUCCGCCCUGCCCCGCAGCCAGGAGCCUUGA
Molecule: messenger RNA, 1401 nt
Organism: Pipistrellus nathusii (Nathusius's pipistrelle)
Lineage: Eukaryota; Metazoa; Chordata; Mammalia; Chiroptera; Vespertilionidae
Source: the annotation of a GenBank genome assembly